AUGGCAGCACGCAUGACCCGGCCAUCAACUCCUUCAGAGUACUCACCUCUGCUUUCUGCUGACCCAGAGGCCGUUGAUCAUGGACACUCAACAUUUCCUCAUAGUCAGCAUGAGCCCCCUGUAGCGAAUGCGCCCCCAAGCAGGCUUGCACGUCGUCUGUACAUCUCCCACUUCUUAUCAACAUGGAACUCUCGCGUCUUUGAGUUUGGGGCUGUCCUCUACCUGGCUUCGAUUUAUCCGGGAACCCUGCUACCUAUGUCCGUCUAUGCCCUUUCCCGAGGCGUUGCAGCAAUUCUCCUGGCACCAGCCGUGGGGCAUUAUAUCGAUACAGGAAAUCGACUGCAGGUAGUUCGAGUCUCGAUUGGUGCAGUGCUACAAAGAAUCGCGGUCUCCGCAUCUUGCGUGAUAUUCUACUUGCUUGCAAUCGGGCAACCGGCGCUCAGCGAGAUUGAUAGUAUUCUGCUCAUAGCAUUAGCCCUCCUUGCCUGUAUCGAGAAGCUGUGCUCUAUCAUGAAUCUGGUAUCUGUUGAGAGAGACUGGGUACGUAUAGAGAAUAGCUCUGAAACGAUCACGAUAGCCUCAAGACCUAACAUAGCUACGAAUGCCCAGAUGCGACGGAUUGACCUCAUCUGUAAACUUAUCGGGCCGCUCGCCAUAGCCUUGGUCGAUGGUGUGUCGACUAAGUUUGCCAUUUUGUUCAAUCUGGGAAUGAACAUCUGUUCUGUAGUUGUUGAAUACUUUUCGAUAGCCAGGGUAUACUAUGAAGUACCCGAGUUGCAAGAGCGAAAGACGAAAGCAGACCACGAUUCGCCAAGCAGAGAGUCCGACCAACAAAGUAUCAUGGCGCGCCUCUCGCACUAUUGGCAUCGUCUGACACGGAAGGCUUUAGGUGAUUUUGCCUCUUACUUCCGUCACCCCGUUUUCCUCCCGUCAUUCGCUGGAGCUUUACUAUACCUCACCGUCCUCUCAUUUGCCGGGCAAAUGGUCACAUGGCUCCUGUCGACAGGCUACGACUCCACACAUGUCGGCAUUGCAAGAACCUUAGCUGUCGCCUUUGAAGUCCUAGCAACAUGGAUCGCUCCUUGGCUGAUGGGGAGAAUCGGUCCCACUCGAGCCGGGCUUUGGCUCGCUAAUUGGCAGCUUGCGUCACUGGUAGCUGGAAUAUCCAUCUUCUGGAUAUUCCCCGAUCAGCCCCUGAUCUCUGCGUCGGGACUGGUAGGAGGAACAAUUCUUAGCCGAGUCGGAUUACGAGGCUUUGAUUUGUGCGUGCAAAUCCUUGUUCAGGAGGGCGUCGAAGCCGAAAACCGAGGCAAUUUCUCUUCCAUAGAGACUGCAUGGCAGAAUGCCUUCGAAAUCGGCUCGUUUAUCUCUACUAUAGUCUUUUCGCAACCAGACCAGUUUGAAUGGCCGGCGCUGAUCAGUGUCAUUGCUGUUGGCCUUGCUGGGAUGCUUUAUACGCUCUUUGUUCGCAUGCAGCGUGGUCAUUUGAUCCAUGUCCCGAAGUGGAUUGCUACUCCAGGAAUGCUACAACAAACGAGGGAGAGGUGCAUUGACCGGAUUUCUUCGGCGUCGGACUUUUAG
Aspergillus oryzae RIB40 is the source of this 1581-nucleotide messenger RNA. RefSeq names its product solute carrier 40 family transporter. Bases 1 to 1581 code for a protein of 526 amino acids. Gene Ontology annotation, cellular component: membrane. Gene Ontology annotation, molecular function: iron ion transmembrane transporter activity. The record is from RefSeq and is a predicted model, not a curated record. The transcript has 6 exons. Lineage: Eukaryota; Fungi; Ascomycota; Eurotiomycetes; Eurotiales; Aspergillaceae. Gene Ontology annotation, biological process: iron ion transmembrane transport.